This is a messenger RNA of Filobasidium floriforme, 1906 nucleotides long. Its product is annotated as threonine synthase. Gene Ontology annotation, molecular function: threonine synthase activity; pyridoxal phosphate binding. NCBI's taxonomy places the organism in Eukaryota, Fungi, Basidiomycota, Tremellomycetes, Filobasidiales, Filobasidiaceae. The transcript has 5 exons. Bases 82 to 1821 code for a protein of 579 amino acids. Gene Ontology annotation, biological process: L-threonine biosynthetic process. The record is from RefSeq and is a predicted model, not a curated record.
AAAAAACUUGGUAUACAGCAGUACUGCGACCUAUUACCCUCUACAACUAGGACAAAACGUUAGCUGGAGACUUGAGCAGAUAUGGACGACGAGAUGAAGUACUUUUCGACCCGGGGCGGUGACGAACGGUUGACGUUCGAGGAGGCCGUACUCACUGGUCUAGCUCCCAACGGCGGUCUUUACAUUCCCGAUCGUAUCCCCGCUCUCCCCUCCAACUGGGCCGAAUCCUGGAAAGACCUCUCCUUCUCCGAACUCUCUUUCCGCAUCCUCAGCCUGUUCAUCCCUACCUCUUCCAUCCCUUCGGAAGACCUCGCCGAGAUCAUCCUCCGAAGCUACUCGACGUUUAGGCACGAACAGACCACCCCCCUGAAACAGGUCGACGAGGACGAAUAUGUUUUAGAAUUGUUCCAUGGACCGACGUUUGCGUUCAAGGACGUCGCUUUGCAGUUCUUGGGCAACGUGUUCGAAUACUGUCUGAAGAGGAAGAAUGCGAACUUGAAGGAGGGAGAGGCGAGGCACAAGUUGACCGUCGUUGGUGCUACUUCAGGAGAUACCGGAAGUGCUGCCAUCUACGGUCUACGAGGAAAGCAGGACGUCUCCAUCUACAUUCUCUACCCUUACGGACGGGUCUCGCCCAUCCAGGAACAACAGAUGGCGACUGUGCCGGAUGAGAACGUGCACUGCGUCGCUGUUGAUGGGACGUUUGACGAUUGUCAGGACACGGUCAAGACGCUCUUCUCCGAUGUAGAAUUCAACGCCACACACCGUCUCGGAGCUAUCAACUCGAUCAACUGGGCCCGUAUUCUCGCCCAGAUCGUCUACUACUUCCACGCCUACCUCCAUCUCCCGGCUCAUGUCCGUGAAAACCCGGUACCCAACGUUCAAUUUGUCGUCCCUACUGGGAACUUUGGAGAUAUCCUCGCUGGGUUUUAUGCGAAACGGCUGGGUCUGCCAAUGAAGGAAUUGGUCGUUGCUACCAACGAGAAUGAUAUCCUACAGAGGUUCUGGAAGACGGGGAGAUACGAAAAGCAGGACUCGUCAGCACCGAGCACUACCGAGUCGGCCGAGACCGAGGUCGUUCAAGGUUCAUCAGAUGGUUCUCAAGCUCAAUCCACGGGAGGUGUCAAGGAGACCAUGUCCCCUGCCAUGGACAUUCUCGUCUCGUCCAACUUUGAACGUCUCUUGUUCUACCUCGCUUACGACACUCAAGCCGUUCCCCGAUCCAACGUUGCCGAUUCGGCUUCGGUCGAACAGCCCAAAGCCGAGGUGGCUGGUGCAGGGAACGCCGCGAGUCAGGAAGACCGGGUCCGUAGAGCACAGGCGGCGGUCAAGGGGUGGAUGGACGAAUUGAAGCGGGAAGGAUCCGUUGACCUGGGAAGCGUAUUGCAACGAGCCAAGGAGGACUUCAAGGCGGAGAGAGUCUCGGACAAGCAGACGGCGGAGCAGAUCAAGAGGUAUUAUUCGAGAGAGUCUAGGUUUGGGCCCUAUGUCGUCGACCCCCAUACGGCUGUCGGGUUGGAAGCCACUCAGCGCGUGGCGAAGACUGCGGCACCUGGGACCACCUUUGUGACCCUCUCAACGGCCCAUCCCGCCAAAUUCGAUGCCGCUGUCAAGGGAGCUCUUCCUACCUCCGAGUUCCCAGAGUUCGACUUUGACGGCAAGGUCCUCCCUGACGUUCUCAGAGACCUCGCCGGGCUGGAGAAACGGGUCACCAGGGUCAAGGGUGAACAGGGAGUGAGGGAGCUCAUUGAAAAGGUCGCCAAGGAGACCAAGGAUGGAGAGGCAAAGCCGACCGAGGAGGAAGGCAAGGGCAGCAUGUAGACGUGUGGACUUAUUGACCGCCUGUGCUGUUUCAGAUAUCGAUCAGAAUUGAUCUGUGUACUAUAUGCAUAAGAUACGGGUGAAA